AAUAUUACAGCUGCACAUAAUAGGUUAAAUUUUUUAUUAAAAACUAGUGAAUUAGUGAAUACAUGACGAAAUUAAUCUAUUUUGUGAUUUAGUCAUGAAUCAUGACUGUCAUAGUGAAAGUAUGAAUUAGUACCCCAAUAUAUUCUGAAUUUUUGUGUGAUAAUAGUAUCAAAGGUAGUAUCAAACUAUUAAAUAGAUAGUACUAUCUUAAACCUAAAAACAUCAACAACUUGAAGUCACAAAAUGAAAAUAUGAAAAUUUUCUGAAUAAAAACUUUAGUAAUCUUUUCUUUACGUUUUUCAUUUCAAUUUUGGUUAAUUUUAUUCUUGAAUGUGUAGUUGACAAUGGCAGUUUUCAAAACAUCAUCAAAUAUAUUGACAAAAGAAUGUAUAAGAACACAAAUUUGUGGUGAAGGUGAGUGGCCAAAAAACACAGUAAUAUACCAGCCUUAUGAAACAGAACAAAUUCUUUUACCUGACAAUUCAAAAUGUUUAUCGGUUAAAACAUUUUUAAAAAUGGCUGGUUUAGAAUUCAUUGUAGAAGCUAGAGAAAAUGCUGAAUUUAUGUCACCACAUCGAGGUAAAGUGCCUUUCAUUAAAGCAGGCCAGUUUUUAGUUGCUGACUUUGAACCAAUUGUCAGUUUUGCUCAAUCUAAAGGUUAUUCGCUAUCGGCAAGUUUAGAUGAAGCUCAAAAGUGGGAUCUUAGAGUAUACAUGGCACUAGUGAAUAAUGUUCUUUUAAAUGCUGAGAUUUAUGUUACAUGGAACCAUGAGCUUACUUAUAAAGAACUCACCAAACCAAGAUACAGUUCCGUUUAUCCUUUCCCAUUGAACCACUGGGCUACAUAUACUAAGCGCCGUGAAAUGUUAGCACAUUUAGAUGUGUUAGGUUGGAAAAAAAAAUCUUUGGACGAAGUAUUUAAAGAGGUGGAAAAAAUCUGCGAGUCAUUAUCAAAUUUUUUAGGAGACAAGAAAUAUUUUUUUAAUGAAAAGCCAACUGAGUUAGAUGCUUUAGUUUUUGGUCAUUUGUUUUCCAUCAUAACAACACCACUACUAAAUAAUCGAUUUGCUGCUACUGUCAGAGCUUAUGACAAUCUAGUUCAAUUAUGUGUACGCAUUGAAACAGAAUUUUAUCAGUCUAGAAUUCUAUGAUAUAAAAUAAUUGUUCAUUUGAUUUUGAUGGAUUCUAGUUAGUAUUUACUAUUAUGUAUUAUUUAACUAUACCGAAAUGGGCAAAAUGAAAUAAAAUACUAACUAAUCUGUUAGA
This is a messenger RNA of Diuraphis noxia (Russian wheat aphid), 1266 nucleotides long. Its product is annotated as metaxin-2. Gene Ontology annotation, biological process: mitochondrion organization. Gene Ontology annotation, cellular component: cytoplasm; SAM complex. The record is from RefSeq and is a predicted model, not a curated record. NCBI's taxonomy places the organism in Eukaryota, Metazoa, Arthropoda, Insecta, Hemiptera, Aphididae.